This is a messenger RNA of Oppiella nova, 355 nucleotides long. The record is from the annotation of a GenBank genome assembly. Lineage: Eukaryota; Metazoa; Arthropoda; Arachnida; Sarcoptiformes; Oppiidae.
AAUACAGGUAAGAGUGAUUUCGGGGGCAAACAGACUGGCGUUGGAGUCAAUGUCGGGCCAUUCUUUCAAAUGGAUUUGAACAACAAGAAGGAGCCCCUGGGCUUCGGGGAACGGGCUCUCAAUUUAGGCCUAAACGUGUUGAACGGUUUGGUUCGGGUGAACAUCCAGAGGGAUGGCAACCGAUUCACCGGCAAAAGGGGUCCAAUACUUGUGGAGGUGGGCGGACACACCGUCUACAGCAACGGCUACAAGAAGUAGUCGCCACCACAGCGUGGGAUCAAUUAACAGACCUCUCAAUAGAUACUUAAGAAAGUUAUGUAAAGUUUGCGAUUAAAAUGAGUCAAAAAUAGCCCAA